AUGGCAUUUGGGCAGCCCGAAGCACCUCGAAAACGCUAUCCCCCAGUCCCACCCUCAACUUUCAAAAUUCUCGCAGGAUUUGCGGUGGUUCACUCUAUGAUCAUAGGAGUUUGCUGCCUUGUCAUUGUCUUGCCGAUUGUAUAUAGUCGAUCUAAGCGGCGAAAGUAUUUUUGGAUCUGGAAACGAGUGUAUAUCAGUCAUGUUACGACGCCUUUGUGGGUCGUGAACAGUGUGAUGAUAGUUGCGAUGGCCCAAUUAGUCAGUAGCAUCGUAUGCCUGUUGUACACCUAUCUCGAUUAUGCGUCCUUCACAUCACCAGCGGUGGCCCGUAAAAUCAACCUUCAGGUACUCGCUCAAAUCAUGUGGCUAUUUGGAUUCUACGAAUAUUGGACAACAACCUGCUCUGGGUUAUGUACUGUAUUAUGUUCACCUUUACGCCGAAUUCCGGCGCCACUGAGACCCCUGGUCAAUCAUCCGCAGCUCGUCAACUAUUUCAACCUAUCUGUACCCAUCAUGAUGACUACAGCUACCAUUGCCUGGCAAGUAUCUCUCAGUCUGGCUCACCAGAAUGAGUCAAAGAUGUACCUUGUUUUGCGAGAACGUCUUAUUUCGGAUGGAAAACAACUAGAUAAUAAGGAAACAAUUCAAUUCAAGCUCUUGUUUGAAAUCUUGAGAGAAUAUAUACAUGUUAACCAGAAGCUCGUUAGUCUCCUUCGAGGAAAUUCAUACUUUUGGUUCUCUACUGGCCUUAUUACUCUCACUACCAAGAUUCAACAGCCUGGCUGCGACUCUGAGCAGCCUGGUUCUGAUUCUGAGCAGCCUGGUUCUGACUCUGAACGUAAUUGGAAACCCGAUAAGGUCGCUGCGUCGCUCAGGCAAGGAUAUAUCUACAUGCUUUGUCACUUUUCGGUUAUGGCAUUUUCAAUAACGUACACCAUCGUUGUCUGUCUACUGGUUGCCAUUCAAGCCAGGCAAGUAGUUGACGACUCUACAUGGAGGUCAUUGGGCUCUUGGCUCUAUCUUGUAUCUGGAGUGAUAGUAGCAUUCGCAUUACUGUUACAAAGUUGGCGGAUAUGCACCGAUCUAGAUAUUAUCAUUUCCGAGAGUGCUCAUACAUCUGAUCAAACAGAUUGUACCAGAAGUCUUUCAGAUGAGCUUGAAAGUCAUUACAUGGACGACGUAGUGAUCCAGGGGGCACAUAAGACUGAGGCGUCCGCACCAGUCGAGAUUCAACGAGCUCAAGUCGGGGUUCGAUAUCAAAAGGCUCAAGUUCUUGUCAUCCGUAAAGCCUUCUGAAAUUUAAAGACUUAUCAGGGAAACUCAAGUUAUAUUUUUACAAUGUGAACGGAUCACGUCCUCCAUAUUAUCUUCUUACUUUAGAUCUGUUAACCAAAGGAUUUUUUUCUUCAAUCGUUCCUUCUCCUACUGUUGUCAUUCAUUACUAGCAUGAGCUCAAGAACACGGAACUGUCAUCUCUUAUUAAGGAUUUCCCUCAAAUCAUCUAAUGAAUUGCUUGGGUAUCUUGUUUUUAUCUAGUCUUUCAUAAGAUUCGUCGAUCAGCUUGUACAUAUUUUAUCAAUGUUGUGAUCUUUCUCACCUUACCCUCGCACGGAUUUCCUACAAUGUCUGUGUUUAAUUAUUAAUGUCAAUGAAUUCGACAGAGCUGCCUUCAUUCUUUC
This is a messenger RNA of Melampsora larici-populina 98AG31, 1679 nucleotides long. RefSeq lists its product as uncharacterized. Lineage: Eukaryota; Fungi; Basidiomycota; Pucciniomycetes; Pucciniales; Melampsoraceae. Bases 1 to 1296 code for a protein of 431 amino acids. The record is from RefSeq and is a predicted model, not a curated record. The transcript has 11 exons.